Thalassophryne amazonica is the source of this 3325-nucleotide messenger RNA. RefSeq names its product 3-oxoacyl-ACP synthase, mitochondrial (gene oxsm). Bases 895 to 2313 code for a protein of 472 amino acids. Gene Ontology annotation, molecular function: 3-oxoacyl-[acyl-carrier-protein] synthase activity. Lineage: Eukaryota; Metazoa; Chordata; Actinopteri; Batrachoidiformes; Batrachoididae. Gene Ontology annotation, biological process: fatty acid biosynthetic process. The transcript has 3 exons. The record is from RefSeq and is a predicted model, not a curated record.
GUAGCUGAUAUUUUUACAAUAGGUUCUUUAAAUUUACGGUACCGUAUGCAUUUUUUACAUACGGCACUCAAUAAGAUACCGCGGGUGUUAUCGCGAGACGGAGGCGUCAUCCCUCAAAGCUCAGGGUCAGGGUUAGUUGGGUUUAGGUUGUGGUUAGUUGGGUUUAGGUUGUGGUUAGUUGGUUUAGGUUGUGGUUAGUUGGUUUAACGUCAGGGUCAGCUAGGUUUAGGUUAGGGUUAGCUGGGUUUAGGUUGUGGUUAGUUGGGUUUAGAUUGUGGUUAGUUGGUUUAACGUCAGGGUCAGCUAGGUUUAGGUUAGGGUUAGCUGGGUUUAGGUUGUGGUUAGUUGGGUUUAGAUUGUGGUUAGUUGGUUUAGGUUGUGGUUAGUUGGUUUAGGUUGUGGUUAGUUGGUUUAACGUCAGGGUCAGCUAGGUUUAGGUUAGGGUUAGCUGGGUUUAGGUUGUGGUUAGUUGGGUUUAGAUUGUGGUUACUUGGUUUAACGUCAGGGUCAGCUAGGUUUAGGUUAGGGUUAGCUGGGUUUAGGUUGUGGUUAGUUGGGUUUAGAUUGUGGUUACUUGGUUUAACGUCAGGGUCAGCUAGGUUUAGGUUAGGGUUAGCUGGGUUUAGGUUGUGGUUAGUUGGUUUAACUUCAGGGUUAGUUGGUUUAGGUUAGGGUUAAUUGGGUUUAAGGCCAGUUGAGUUAUGGUUAGAUUUGAUUCUGUAGAUGGCAGUUGAACACAUUGAAUAAGUAUUUUAAACGGCCACUGUUUUGAAACCUUGACAUUUCAAAUCAUUUGUGGAAACGAAGGUUUUGAAUGUGUUUUUAGUGGUUAUUAAAAUUGGCUAUUUCUGAUUGAGCUUAUUAUAGAGACGCAGGCCAGUGACAGGCAGCAGCAUGUCCACUUUAUCACAGUCCGGUUGGACCAAAGUCCACCUGAGACCACAGGUUUUCAGGACAUUUCUCCAGAAGGCUCCCAGGAUUUGUCCAAUCCAAGAUUCCCGGUGUUGUAGUUCUGCAGAGCACAGGAGGAGGAGGGUUGUAAUUACUGGCGUAGGCUUAGUCUGUCCCCUGGGGACAGGGUCUGCCUUUCCCUGGGACCACCUGAUCAGAGGCCACAGUGGUAUUGUUGCUCUUGACACUGAGGAAUACAAGACUGUUCCCUGUAAAGUGGCAGCUCUGGUGCCCCGAGGGAGCGAAGACGGUCAGUUCAAGGAGGAGAGGUUUGUGUCCCGUGGAGAGAUCAACAGUAUGUCCCUGGCCACUGUGAUGGCCCUCGGAGCCGCUCAGCUGGCUCUGGAGGACUCGAGGUGGUACCCAAAAACCUUAGAGGAACAGAUGAGUACAGGCGUAGCUGUUGGCAUGGGCAUGGUGUCGCUAGAAGAGAUUGCUCGUACUUAUAUUUCUUUCCAAGACCGGGGAUACAACAAAGUUAGUCCUUUUUUUGUGCCCCGCAUCCUCGUUAACAUGGCCGCAGGUCAUAUUAGUAUUAAACACAAACUGAAGGGUCCCAACCAUGCUGUGUCCACAGCAUGCACCACAGGUGCACAUGCAAUCGGCGAUGCUGCCAGGUUCAUUGCACAUGGUGAUGCAGUUGCUAUGGUAACAGGCGGAACUGAAUCCUGUGUGAGUCCUCUGUCGAUAGCUGGCUUUGCAAGGGCACGUGCCCUUGCCACCAAAUGGAACAAUAACCCCAAACUGGCCUCAAGACCCUUUCAUCCAGAGAGAGAGGGCUUUGUGAUGGGUGAGGGUGCAGCAGUUCUGGUACUGGAGGAGCUGGGUCAUGCAGUGAAGCGAGGGGCCAGAAUCUACGCAGAGGUCCUAGGCUAUGGCCUGUCAGGAGAUGCCAGCCACAUCACCGCACCCACUGAAGAUGGAGAUGGGGCAUACAGGUGCAUGUCAGCAGCCCUCAGAGAUGCGCGGGUGUUACCUGCAGACGUCACCUACAUCAAUGCCCAUGCCACAUCCACGCCUCUGGGGGAUGCAGCUGAAAAUGCGGCCAUCAAGAGGCUCUUCAGGGAACACGUCCAGAGCCUGGCUGUCUCCUCCACCAAGGGAGCCACGGGACAUCUGCUGGGGGCCGCGGGGGCUCUGGAGGCUGCGUUCACUGCACUGACCUGUUACCACGGCAUCCUUCCCCCGACUCUCAACCUGGACCGCACGGAGACGGACUUUGACCUGAAUUAUGUUCCCUGCACAGCGCAGCAGUGGCAGACUCGGAGCCGGCGAGUCGCCCUCACCAACUCGUUUGGAUUUGGUGGUACCAACGCCUCGCUGUGUCUGGCCAGUGUUUGUGACCAUGCAGUGGAUCAGUGAACAAGGCUGAACAUUACAUUAAAUUAUAUUUGUGGCAUUUGAUUUGACCAGUACUACAUUUGUGGAAUUUUCCUGAAUUUAUUUGAUGCUGGAUUAUAUGAAACAAUUGUACCUGUUGGUUGGUAACAGGCACAGUUUCCAACAGGUACACCUUCUCAAAUCCACCAUUGCAGGUGCCUACAUCAUGUCAUCACACAUAAAAAUCACACGUUCACAGUAUCAAUCAGAAUGGGCGAUACGUCACGUUACCUCAACACCGUAUUUUCACUUUAAAAAUAUAAUCCCAAGUGGAUUGAAUUGAUUGUGGCUUUGACACCUGUUUCUUUGGAUUGGUUUGUUUUGUUACAGUGCAUUCGAAGAUGCGAUUGCCUGAUUUGAACACGUUCCUGCCUCUGUUCUUACAGAGUGGAUGAGAACUAAUUAUCCAGUAAUAAAGCUUUUUUCCAGAAUAGCAUCAACAAGCAAGAAUUUAAAUAACUGAUUGAUGAACAAACUGUUUAUCAAUCAGUUAGGAUCAAUCAGAAUAUGCUAAUGUUCCUCUGAUUUCAUGUGUUUUUAACACUUGUGACUUUUUUUGUAAAUGUCGUGACACCUGUACAUUUUUUGAAGGGUUGUGGUUUGUCAUUGGUAUGCAGUAAUGGUUGUUACUUCCUGGUUUCCCCUGGUAACCUCGUGUGUGCAGAAAUGCAUAUUUACAAAAAGUGGGCAAGGGGCUGAAACUGGGUGCCAUUGGUGCACCUGACUCUCUGACAACAGGACGGCCCUAAACCCUCACACGCUUCACUUGAACACACUUCAGAAUCUGGGACGGAGCCAAGUUCUGCUCAGUCUCACUUUUACAACUAUCUCAUGAGCAAAGGUGAUUGGUACCUGUAGAGUCAGGGGGCGGGGCUUUUUCUCCUGGUUUGUGCUCCCUAACAACAGUUUAUGGAAUCAUGAGGUCACUGGAUAGGUGUGUGUGUGUGUGUGUGUGUGUGUGUGUGUGUGUGUGUGUGUGUGUGUGUGUGUGUGU